AUGGCGACUGUUUCGGAUGUUUCAAAAGUCAUCUCAAACAUUUUAGUUCCACUUUCUUUUUCAAUUAAACCCAAACAAUUAGAAGCUGUGGUAAAUAUUUUAAAUGGAGUCGAUACCUUGUGUAUUUUUCCAACGUGUUAUGGUAAAAGUUUAAUCUACCAACUUUUACCAAGUGUGUGUUUGGAGUUAAAUAUAGCACCUUCACCACUUGUUUUAGUCGUUUCUCCUCUUAUUUCUUUAAUCCAAGAUCAAGUUUCAUCUGCAAAUUCGUUAAGUGCGUUAGGAUUAAAGGCUUCCAAACUAGAUUGCGAUGAUUAUGGGGAUAUUAUAUCUGGCAAUUUCAAUAUUUUGAUUGGCACACCUGAAUCUUGGCUUAAUAAUGCCAGGUGGAGACAGUUUCUCUCAUCUAAAUUUGUACUGGACAAUGCUGUUUGCCUUGUUGUGGAUGAAGUACACAAAGUGUCAUGGUAUGGUGUUUUUAUUAUUGGUGCCCCAAAGCUGCAAAGAAAGCAUUUUCAGAAUGUAUGUUUUGUAUAA
Hydractinia symbiolongicarpus is the source of this 537-nucleotide messenger RNA. RefSeq names its product putative ATP-dependent DNA helicase Q1. NCBI's taxonomy places the organism in Eukaryota, Metazoa, Cnidaria, Hydrozoa, Anthoathecata, Hydractiniidae. Gene Ontology annotation, biological process: double-strand break repair via homologous recombination. Gene Ontology annotation, cellular component: nucleus; chromosome; cytoplasm. Bases 1 to 537 code for a protein of 178 amino acids. The record is from RefSeq and is a predicted model, not a curated record. The transcript has a single exon. Gene Ontology annotation, molecular function: ATP binding; four-way junction helicase activity; nucleic acid binding.